Molecule: messenger RNA, 1335 nt
Organism: Penicillium verrucosum
Lineage: Eukaryota; Fungi; Ascomycota; Eurotiomycetes; Eurotiales; Aspergillaceae
Exons: 1
Coding region: 1-1335 (444 amino acids)
Source: RefSeq, a predicted model, not a curated record
AUGGACGUCAUCUCAAACAAUGGCACCGCUGGCUGGGUAUCCGGGCCCAACACACGGGGAACGAUGGACAUUAUUUGGUCUUCACUGUUGACAGUCUUUCUCUGUACUUGGACAGCCAUCUGUCUAAGUCUUCCUAACCCCAGAGACAGUCAAUUUCAAAUCCUUUCUCGCCGUGCAAAGUGGAUGUUUUGGGCGAUUGUCUCCCCGGAGUUAGUCCUUUCUGUUGCUAUCGGUCAAUAUGCGUCAGCACGGCGAUCUGUGAAACGUUUCCGCAAACUGGGAAUGAAAGAAGACAGAUGGACUCUACGGCACGGUUUCUAUGCCGACAUGGGCGGGAUGCUCCUUCAGCCUAAAAACAGCGCGCCCUUUCUAGUCAACAGCCGUCAAUUGGCGUACCUGGUCGAAAAGCAGUACUUAGAUUGUCCACAGAUUACGCAGAACGAGAUAUGGGACAAGUCAAAAACAGAUACACUCGCUAGACUGCUCAGCGUCGGGCAGGCUACUUGGCUGAUGAUCCAACUCUUUGGUCGCUUCAUUCUUAAGCUUCCAACCACUACGCUCGAACUGUCAGCGGCUAUUGUGAUUUGUACCUUUGGGACUUUUAUUUGUUGGAUGCACAAACCAAGUGACGUCCACACCGGCAUUGUUCUUAACAUGGAAGCUAGCACGGCCGAUGUUCUUCUCGAAGCUGGUGAUAUUGCUGCUACACCUUACCGCCACACGCCUCUCGACUUCGUCGCCAAACAAUCCUUCACUUGUGGCUACGACGUCAUGGGGUUCUUUGGUUUACGGUUUGACGACCGCGAAAGGCCCUUACGACGCUUUCCAGAUGACCGAUUCCCGGAUAUCGGGACGUUUGAAAAAUUUUCUCUAUUUUGUUUAACCUCAGCAUUUGCUUCCUUCCACCUUAUAGGAUGGUAUUUUGUCUUUCCCUCUCGGGUUGAGCAAAUUCUUUGGCGGGUUGCAAGCUCUAUUGUAACGGGUGCAACUGUGCUAUAUUGGAUCUUUGAAACAAUUGCUGCUCGUCAGCGCUUUGGUAGAUGGGACAAAUACCUGAUCUGGCUGCGGAUGAAAAGCCCACUAUCGCAGCGACAAAUCGACGCGGAGGCCGCGCUGGCACGUCAAGAUACUAUCAGUCGCUUAAAUGCCUUUGAGAAAGAGCAAAGGGAAGCAAAACCUAUCUUACGUUGGGAAAUUAUGAUCAUUCUUCCAAUAAUCUUCCUAUAUGUUAGUGCUCGGGGAUAUAUGUUUGUCGAGGUGUUUGUUAGUUUGCGCCAGCUACCAAUUGGUGCAUUCAAGACUUUUGAAGUAGCGGACAUGUUACCUCAUUGGUGA